CUCCGAGCCCGGAAGCCGGAAGCGUCUCCGGUCGGCGGUACCAUAGAGAGGCUCGGCGGCGGCUGCGGGAGGACGGGGCCAGAGCGGCCCCGAGAGCGGCACUUCCGGUAGCGGCGGGUGGAGGACUGAGCCCUGAGGAGGAGGAGGAGGAGGAGGAAGGUCAUGGCGGACCCGGUGGAGACGCUGCAGGAGGAGGCGAUCUGCGCCAUUUGCCUCGAUUACUUCAUGGAUCCCGUGUCCAUCGGCUGCGGACACAACUUCUGCCGCGGCUGCAUCGCGCAGCUCUGGGCCGCGGAGGCCUCGGAGGCCGCGGAGGCCUCGGAGGCCGCGGAGGCCUCGGAGGAGGAGGAGGAGGAGGAGGAAGAGGAGGAGGAGGAGGAGGAGGAAGAGUUGGAUGUGGUGGAGGAGGAGGAGGAUGAUGGGGCCGAGGAGGAGGAAGGAGACGGGAUGUGGAGUGAGGAGGAGGAGCUGUGGGGGGAGGGGGAGGGGCUGUGGGGGGGGGGGGGGAUGUACUUGGGGGAGGAAGAGUUCGAUGAGGAAGUAAUGGAGGAGGAUGUGGAGGAGGAGGAGGAGGAGGAGGAGGAGGGGGAGGGGGAGGAAGAGCAGCCCCCGGGCCCGUUCACGUGCCCGCAGUGCCGGAAGAGCUUCGCGCAACGCAACUUCCGGCCCAACCUGCAGCUGGCCAACAUGGUGCAGAUCAUCCGGCAGCUGCACCCGAGGCCGCAGCGGCCGCAGCCUCCAGGUGCUACUGGUGUUACUGGUGUUACUGGUGUUACUGGUGGUACUGGUGUUACUGGUGUUACUGGUGUUACUGGUGGUACUGGGGGUACUGGGGGUACUGGGGGUACUGGGGGGGGUCCCGGCCCCGCCGAGCGCUGCCAGCGGCACCAGGAGCCCCUGAAGCUGUACUGUGAGGUGGAUGAGGAAGCCAUCUGUGUGGUGUGCAGGGAGGCCCGAGGCCACAAGCAGCACAGUGUGGUGCCGCUGGAGGAGGUGCUGCAGGACUAUAGGCACAAGCUCCAGAGCCACCUGGAGCCGCUGAAGAAGAAGCUGGAGCUGGUGCUGAAGCAGAAGUCCAAUGAGGAGGAGAAGAUCACGGAGCUGAGGGCCAAGAUGAAGCUGGAGAUGAAGGAGCUGGAGUCAGACUUCGAGCGGCUGCACCAGUUCCUGGUGGGGGAGCAGGUGCUGCUGCUGCAGCAGCUGGAGGAGAGAUACCAGAGCCUGCUGGGCAGGCAGAGCAGCAACGUGAGGCUGCUGCAGGAGCAGAGUGUGGCCCUGAGGCGUCUGCUGGCUGAGGCGCAGGACAAGAGCAGGCAGGAUGGGCUGAGGAUGCUCCAGGACAUCAAAGGCACCUUCAUCAGAUGUGAGAACAUGAAAUUCCAGGAGCCGGAGAUGGUCCCUGUGGACGUGGGCAAGAGAUACAGGAACUACUUCCUGCAGGACGUGGUGAUGAGGAAGAUGGAGAAGGUCUUCUACAAGGUCCCUCAAGCGGACGUGACCCUGGACCCCAGCACAGCCCACCCUCGCCUCAGCCUAUCCCUGGACCGCCGCAGCGUCCGCCUGUGCGAGCGGCGCCCGGAGCCUCCGGAGCCUCCCAAGGCCUCCGAAUGGGACCUGUCGGUGCUGGGAGCUCCAGGCUUCAGCUCCGGGCGCCAUUGCUGGCAGGUGGAGGUGUGCGGGCGCCGGGGCUGGGCGCUGGGAGCCGCGCCGGAGCCGCCGCGCCGCAAGGCGAUGGAGCCGCAGCCCAAGAGGGAGGUUUGGUGUGUGGGCAGCAUUGGGAAGCGCUUCCAGGCGCUGACGGCGACGGAGCAGACGGUGCUGGCGCCGGUGGAGAGGCCCAGGCGCUUCCUGCUCUAUCUGGACUAUGAGCGAGGGCAGCUCUGCUUCUAUAAUGCAGACAACAUGAGCCACAUCCACACCUUCAAUGCCUGCUUCCGGGAGCGCAUCUGCCCCUUCUUCCGGGUCCUGGCCAAGGGCACCCGCAUCAAGAUCUGUGCCUGAGGCUGCUCCUGGUGCUGCUGCUCCUGCGCCUUGGGUUCCAUCAUCUGGAUACUGCUUUGGGGUCUGGAGCUGCUUUUCCUGCCCCUUGGAUUCCAUCUGGAUCCUGCUUUGGGGUCUGCACUGCUUGUCCUGCCCUCUAGAUUCCAUCUGGAUCCUGCCCCUGGCACUGGUGCUGCUGCUCCUGCACCUUGGGUUCCAUCAUCUGGAUCCUGCUUUGGGGUCUGCACUGCUUGUCCUGCCCCUUGGGUUCCAUCUGGAUCCUGCCCCUUGGAUUCCAUCUGGAUCCUGCUUUGGGAUCUGGAGCUGCUUUUCCUGCCCCUUGGGUUCCAUCCGGAUCCUGCCCCUUGGGUUCCAUCUGGAUACUGCUUUGGGGUCUGGAGCUGCUUUUCCUGCCCCUUGGAUUCCAUCUGGAUCCUACCGGGAUCCAGCACUUGUCCUACCCCUUGGAUUCCAUCUGGAUCCUGCUUUGGGAUCUGCACUGCUUGUCCUGCCCCUUGGAUUCCAUCUGGUUCCUGC
This is a messenger RNA of Melopsittacus undulatus (budgerigar), 2517 nucleotides long. Its product is annotated as E3 ubiquitin-protein ligase TRIM41-like. Gene Ontology annotation, cellular component: cytoplasm. Gene Ontology annotation, molecular function: zinc ion binding; protein binding; ubiquitin protein ligase activity. Gene Ontology annotation, biological process: protein ubiquitination. The record is from RefSeq and is a predicted model, not a curated record. Lineage: Eukaryota; Metazoa; Chordata; Aves; Psittaciformes; Psittaculidae.